UGUAUACGACGUACUUCUUCUGAUUACUGAUAACAACUUGCGAUAUUCUUUUACAAACUUCUUGUACGUACGUAUAACCCUUUGCCUGCGUGUAUAUUCUCAUUCUUCGUUCUAAAUUGAAUCCUAGAUUUUCGCUAAAACAUCGAUCAUGUCCCUCACAGCCAAAUCUAUUACAACUAGUGACUUUUUGCCUAGCCUCGAUGUCAAGCCUUCCCGCAGGUUUCAAGUCCGUAUAUCCUUAAUUUCUUCUUCAAACUAUGCGACUUUCAAUAAUUCAGAUCAAAGCGUUUGCUGGGGCAAAACUAGAAACACUCGAAAGGAUGAGAAAAGUACGAGGAGAUUUCAUGUAUGCAACGUAGUUCAACCCGGAGCUCCGCCGCCAUCUGAGCCUCCUUUCAACUUCAUAAGUUGGAUUUUGGGAGUUGCAAUAACAGUAGUUCUACCCUUCUUCAGUGGAAAAUGGGCCUCUCUUCUCAAACUCAAAAAUGAAGUAGAGACGGCAGUGGAGACGGUAGAAGAAAUAGUGGAGGCGGUGGAGAAGGUGGCAGAGGGGGUGGAAAAAGUGGCCGAGGACAUCGCCGACGACCUCCCAGAAGGUGGAAGACUCAGAAAAGCCGUGGAUUUUGUUGAAAGUGUGGCUGAAAGAGCAUCCAAGGACGCUCAUCUAGUCGGCGAUUUUAUCGACAAGGUAUAUUAAUUUAUAUUUAUAUAUUUAGCUAAUUAAUUAAAUUAAAUACUUCACUCCUCAUAUAGUACAAAUUACAUUACUUAGAUAUUGAUUCAAAAUUGAUAAUUAUAUUAACUUGAAAUAUAUAUAUAUAUAUAUAUAUUUAUUUGUAAU
Messenger RNA from Sesamum indicum (sesame), 841 nucleotides. Lineage: Eukaryota; Viridiplantae; Streptophyta; Magnoliopsida; Lamiales; Pedaliaceae. The record is from RefSeq and is a predicted model, not a curated record.